AUGGCGGCUGUCUUGAAGCAUUUCACAAGGCGCAGAUUUUGCAUCGCCUCAACAAGGCAUUUACGGAGAUUUUCUUGCGCUCUUGGGCAAAGGCAUAUGCGACAGCUGUGUACAUCUGUAACGGAUGACGCUGUAGGGAAAGUAAUCACAGAUUCAGAACUAUGGAAUGAGUAUAACACAACGAAAGCCUACUGUGAACAAUUUGCCACAAAUCACUGCAUCAACGUGGAGCCCAAGACCGUCUUUGCCAACAAUGAAGUUGACCUGUCAGACAUUGAAGUGUAUGGUUUUGACUAUGACUACACCCUGGCUUGCUACACUGACCACCUACAUUACCUCAUCUAUAACCAGGCAGUUGAAAACCUAGUGGAGAGAAAAAUGUUUCCCUCAGGAAUAGCAAAUAUGGAGUACUCACCACACUUUGCCAUAAGAGGGUUACACUUCGACACCAGAAAGGGUUACCUAAUGAAGAUUGAUGCAUUUCAACACAUCCAGUUGGGGACAGUUUACAGGGGCAAACAGCCAGUCAGCGAUGAGGAAGUGAGUGCGAGUUACCGAGGAACUCACAUCCCCGAGAGUUUGCUGACACAGGGGCCUAUGAGUCACCCAAUCAAACAGCUGAUGGAUCUUUUUGCAAUACCAGAGAUGGCCCUGCUGGCCAACGUAGCCGAGUUUUUGACAGAAAACGAGAUAGAUUAUGAUCCGGAGUACCUAUUCACGGAUAUUCACAAUGCCGUCAAAGAGGUCCACACCUCAGGAAUUAUGCACAAAAAAGUCGUCGGGAACGUUGGAAAGUAUUUGGAGACGGGGACCGGAAUUCCAGAGUACAUCAAGACAUUACACGAUGCAGGAAAGCAGCUCUUUCUGAUGACAAACAGCCAGUUCAACUUUGUAGAUGAAGGCAUGAAGUUCUUACUAGGUCCCGACUGGAUCGAUCUGUUUGAUGUUAUCAUCACGCAAGCACGGAAGCCUCUCUUCUUCCAUGACACGACAAGACCUUUUCGCUUCAUCUACCGAAAGACUGGCAUGCCGUCAUGGGCCCGUGUCACUAAAUUGAGGAAAGGCAAAAUCUACCUUCAGGGAAAUAUGGAACAGUUUAAAGAAUUAACUCAGUGGGAUCCGUCCACGGUACUGUAUUUCGGCGACCACGUCUACAGUGACCUCGUUGACCCUUGUCUGAAGAAUGGAUGGAGGACGGGGGGUGUCAUCCCUGAACUUGACGAUGAAAUAGCCAUCUGCAACUCGGUCCCAUUCAAGCAGGCAGUGACGUGGCUGGUUCUGCUUCAAGAGCUCAUUCAGAAACACCAGGUUCACACAGAUCCUGGUUGCCAGGCAGUGGUACAGGAAUGGCUGAGAGAAAGGAACCAAGUCAGGAAAACAACCAAGACGUUAUUCAACCCGCAGUUUGGCAGCAUCUUCCGCACUUUCCACAAUCCAUCCUAUUUCACCUCCCGCCUGUGUCGCUUUGCUGACAUCUACAUGUCCUGCCUGGGCAACCUCAACUCCUACUCCCUAAACCACACCUUCUACCCCCGCCGCUCGGCCCUGCCCCACGAGCUCAGCUUCAGCAACGUCCUGCAGCUGUGAUGCCGAGGGAGACAGUGUCAGUUUUUUUUAGCACGAAAAAACAACCAGAGCGCAAUCCCUUGCCGAUGUUCAGAAUGGGCCCCGUCCCAGGACCUCAGGCUGAUUUCACAGUGCAGAAAUUUGCUACAUGUGCUGUUGGCGUUCUCUUGCAGGUGAAUAGCAGGUACCUUCACCAAGCCGGUUUUGAAGACAAUUUAUCUCUUUCAUAGAAGUACAUGUUCACAUCAGUUCCAGUUGUACAGCAUGGCCUUGAAUAAUUGCAUGAUCAAAAUGGCAGCUCUGGAGCCUACAGCACUCACUGUACAAUUAUUUCUGCUCGUUCAUCGGUAACAGUUCUUAUAAUGCACAAUAGAGGGCUGAAGUUUUUCCCUCGUGUGUGGUUUCCAUGGCAUCUAUCCACCGUUUCCUUGCUCCAUUGGUGCUAAUCUUUGGAAAGUUCAAGCAUAUGAAUCAAACGGCAGGUUACCUUUUUUUAACCCACCUUGUCUCUUAAUGGAGACUGUUGUGAUGAAGAACUUGAAAAGUUGUGUAGCCAAUUUCUUCAUUUUGGGGAAGCAGAAAAUUUUUUUUAGAAAAAUCUGAAAUACUGACAGCAGAUGUUUUCUUUGGGUGGGUAAUUCAGUACUUAAAUAUGUAAUCUUUAUGAAGAUAUAAGCUUCUCAAGUAUAGUAUGGCGUUGCAGUUCACUGUCUUAUCGGAAUCUGUUAUGCUUAACAAGGAUUUCAAAAACUUCUGCAACUUCACUCUGUAAACAGGCAGCCCUUGUAAUUCAUUAUGAAUUGAGGAAUAAUUCAAUCCUUCCAUAAAAAUUAAUGGUUGGCUUCCAUAUAAUUUGUUUAAGAAGAAUUGAAACAUAUGUGUACAGUGUACCUUUAAUGAGUAUUGUUGAAGCAAGAUGCUGUGUUAUAUUCAGUUCGUAAACCUACAUGGAACAGUACUGACGACCCUCCCUCACUGCAGUGUGCAUGGAUGCAACUUCUAGUUAUAAACAAAAUAGUUCAUUCCUAGUAUCAGGAAUUGUUUACUCUCUGAGAUGAUAAAUAGGCCGACGAUUCCACUGUGAACUCAUUAUAUUAUUCCUUCACGUUCGUCAUGGAGGAUUCCCCAUGCUUUCGUAGAGUUUUAUUCCUGCCAAGAAAUUGAUUUGAAGUUCUAUGAAAAGUCUAACUUUACUUUGCGUGUUUUUAAAGUUUAACAUUCGGUAUCGACUUCAGUUUGUUUGGGAAUUUAUUUUAUGCGGUUUACAUGGUCACUCUGAACAUGUAUGCUUUUCUUCCAGAACUCUUCAAUAUAUUGUGCAAUAAGAUGUUUUCAAAAACGAUUUUUUUUAAAAACUCGGUUUGGGAACUUAGUAAACUCGAGUUGUUUUAUGCAGUGAAAAAAUAUGUUGUUUGUCAUAAUAUCUGUGUUCAGAGGUUCGUGCCAUAUAAGAAGGAAAUGGAUUGUAUAUUUAUGAA
This is a messenger RNA of Acanthaster planci (crown-of-thorns starfish), 3044 nucleotides long. RefSeq names its product 5'-nucleotidase domain-containing protein 3-like. The record is from RefSeq and is a predicted model, not a curated record. NCBI's taxonomy places the organism in Eukaryota, Metazoa, Echinodermata, Asteroidea, Valvatida, Acanthasteridae. Gene Ontology annotation, molecular function: 5'-nucleotidase activity.